AUGGAUGCUAUCGUUCAAAACCAGCAACAAGUAUCUGAAGAAAUGAGGGUAUGGAACCGCGACCGUGCAGAUGACAUCCGUCAGCAGAAGAUGAUACAGCAAAACUUGAAGGACAACCAGGAGCAUUUAAGCCACCUUCGGGAAGCUCAUGCCCACAAUGAGCGAGUUUGGAUCUACAGCGACCAACAGAUCAAAAUGUUGGAGGAUGGACGACAGGAGGGUGGUAUCCAUAUCAGAACACUGGAGAAUUCCCUCACUGUGGAAGGGACAUGGAUCAAACAGUUGGAGAGUUCGAUCGAAAGCUCAAAGAAACAGUGUGAGGUGCAGAUGAAGGUGAUACACGAGGAGGCAGAGGUGAAGUUGAAGGACGUAGAAGCAAAGUGCAAGGAUGUGGAGGUGAUGCAUGACGCGGGGAAGAGGCAGUGGGAGGUAGAGAAGAAGGCAUGGGAGGUGGAGAGGUCGUCAAUGGCUGAUCGUAUCGAAGAGGUUGAGGAUAUGACCAUUGCAACUGUUGGUUGGGUUUGUGGCAUGGACACUAAACUAAUUGAUUGCAUCCUACUCCGGCAUCUCCUCAACCUUACUCAAGCCAAACUUGCCAAACUUGCACAAUUGACUGUGCCUCCAGGCACCAACCGUGCUACACAAUCUAUUUUGUGGCGACAUGCAUUUGGAACUACCCAUGUAUUUGCAGAAUGCUUGCAAACAGCGCAGCGACUUUUGAACAGAACGGACACCCAGCUCGACAGUGCUACUGUUCAAUUCAUGGCUGAUGCGAAAGGGAUGGAUCUCGCCAUCCAAAAAUUAUCUGCAAUUCGAGAAACGGGUGACCUCGUGGCCCACCUGAAGCCAGAGCCAUUUGUCAAGAAGCAUUCAUACAAAGCAUUUCACGCCAUAAUGUUACUGAGGAGUGUGCAGGUCUUUUAG
Molecule: messenger RNA, 924 nt
Organism: Suillus fuscotomentosus
Lineage: Eukaryota; Fungi; Basidiomycota; Agaricomycetes; Boletales; Suillaceae
Exons: 2
Coding region: 1-924 (307 amino acids)
Source: RefSeq, a predicted model, not a curated record